GUCGUGGUGUUGUUUAACGUUUCCUGUUUCGUCCCUUAAUUUAUUAAUUUUAUCUGCAACAGAAAGAAAUUGUGAAAAUGUCUGGAGGAGCAUCAGAAAUUGAGAUCCUUCAAAUGAAGGCAAAUCAAGUUACUGAUGAAUCAUUGGAAAGUACAAGACGUAUGCUUCAGUUGGUUGAAGAGAGUAAGGACACUGGUAUUCAAACUCUGGUUGCUCUUGAUGAGCAAGGAGAGCGAAGAUAUUGGCAGCAAAACCAUAGUUAUGCUGAAUGAUCAAGGGGAACAACUUGACAGAAUUGAAGAAGAAAUGGAUGCCAUUCAUUCUGAUAUGCGUGAAGCGGAGAAGAACUUAACUGGAAUGGAAAAAUGUUGCGGUAUUUGUGUUUGCCCGUGUUUUAAGGCAUCAGAUUUCAAAGAUGAUUCUCGAGCCUGGAGAAGUAAUGAGGAUGGGAAAGUGGUCAAUACCCAACCAACAAGGGUAGUUGAUAACAGAAAUGGUGCUGGUCCCAUGGUUGGAGGAUUUGUACAAAGAAUAACAAAUGAUGCUCGUGAAGAUGAAAUGGAAGAAAAUAUGCAACAGGUUAGCUCCAUUAUUGGAAAUCUUAAAAAUAUGGCAAUAGACAUGGGUAGUGAGAUUGAUUCACAAAACAUGCAAAUUGACAGGAUUAACAUGAAGGCACAAUCAAAUGAAACUCACAUUGUUAAUGCUAAUGAAAGGGCUUCCAAGCUGCUGAAGAAUUAAAUCUAUUAUGUGAAAACUUGAAACUUUUGGUGAUGUGUAGGGUGUUGCUGUAUCCAAGAGUGAGGCUUAGUAGAAGAGCAGUCUACCUUCUAUGUAAAAGGCCUCAAACAUAUCGUUUUUCUGCUUUUUCAGAGAGUAGAUGUUGUGCCAGUGCAUUCAUUUCUUUCUGCAACCAUUAAAUACUACCUUCUGAGGCACAAAGGCCCAAUAUGUUUUUCAGAUUUCAUUACAUGUUUGUUUAAUCUGUACUUAUUUAUGAAAUAAUACCCAUACUAGUAAAAUUUUGAGCUUACUUUUAAAACUACAUUUUUUUAAAUGUGCUAAUACCUGUAAAUUUGCUUUAAAAAGUUUAUGUAGCACCUUUGGACUUUACAUCAUGUGUAUAUAAAUGACAGCAAAAGAAAAAUUUUUUUAAUGUUUUUGUUACUAUAAUUUACUAUAUAGCAUUUCAUAAUAAGUUUUAUCAUCAUAAAUAUUCUUUUCUUGUGUUAAUUGGUUAGCUUGGUAUCAUGCAUUUUUAUUUACCUACCUUUUUUUUUAUCAUGUUUUAGGGUAUGUUUGGUAUUUUACUGCAUCUAUUUCGUUAAAACUGUAAUCUGUUAAAUCUUUUAUUGUGUUAAAAUGUUGAAUGUAAUGAUCAAUCAAAAUAUUUCAUAUGUCAUAAAAUUAUAAUGUUAUUAUAAUAUUGAACAUUAAAGUUAAUGAAUUUUCUAUACUGAAAUUAAGCAUAAAAAUUUUGUUAAAAUGAUAAAUAUAUUUUGUGUGAGUCUGGGCUGAAUGUAUAUGUAUCAUAAAAUGUUUGAAUUUAAAGAAAGAUCUAAAAUAUUUUUAUGUAUAUUUUAAAUAAGAAAUUUAAAUUUUGAAAGAAUUGUGGGAUGUUUGUUAUACAGAUUAUGCUUUAUGUACUUAUAUUUAAAACAUUUAUAGUAGCUUAAAUAUUUAAUGUUUCAGAAAGUGAUUGUGUAUGUUGUUGUACUUACGUUUUUAUAACAAUAUUGUUAUAAAGUUACAAUGUAUAAUCAUUGUAAAAUGUUUGUGUUUCAUAUGCCACGUGGUUUGAUUUAUUCUACAGUAAUUAAAUGAGGUAACAUUUUUUGUGUAAUUUUGGUAGGUAGUAUGUUCCAAUAUUUUCAAACAGAUUUAUUCAAAACAUUUUACUCUGCAUUGAUCUUUUUUCCUAUAUUAGUAUUUUAUAACUAUUGUUUGUGAUGCUAUUACGUACAAAAAACUUCAUUGUAAUGCUUAUAUUUUCUGGGGGGGGAAAGAGUGUGAAAAAUCACUUUCUGUGGAAAGUUUUGGUAAUUUUUUUAUAAUAUAUUAGACAUUUUUAAAAUAAAAUCAAUAAGGAUUCAGUAUAUUUAUAUAAAUGAAUCGUGCAUAAUCGUGCAGGAAAGAAAUAUUAAAUUACAUUUACAAAGAUAUUACAUGAAAACAUUGAUAUAAUGGAGAGCAAGAACUGAAUUUCUGAUCUCAUGAAUCAGGUAGUACCAGUUAUUAAUCUAUAAUGUGUUAUUUAUAAAAGUUCAAGUUCAUUAAGUUUAAAUAACUUGCUUCAUAUGUAUGCAUUUAUAUAUAUAGAGAGAGAGAGAGAAGAAAUAAAUACAAAGUAAAAAAAAAAAGUUCAAAAUUUUAUAAAAUUGUACGCUGAAAGCACAACAUUUGAUGGUAAUAAUGCAUAAGGAAACAAAAUAAAAAAUACUUUUAAAAUUUAUCCCAUAUUCAAUUCAGAAUAAACGAGAUACAGAUACAAAAUGGCAAACCUCAAGAAAUGGAAGGGGGGCAAAACCCAAAAUUAAGAAUAUUUACAUCUUUCAUCACAUUUUCAUCACGGGAUUAAUGUCACAAAAGAAGCAAAUAAAUAAAAUAGCCUUUUUCUGUACUGACAAAGACAAAUUAGAGUUUAAAAUUUUAAAAAAAAUUAUCUUAGAAAAGCAAUCGAAGUAAUCUGUGACUCUAUCUUUCCAUCCCCUACAGGCCGAAAUAAGCGUUACAGAAAUUCUAGUGUUGAAACCAUAGAUAAACUGAAAAAGACUGAAAUAAUAAAUGAAUUUUAAAAAUAUUUUUGAGUAGAUUUUGUCCCAAAAACUUGCAGAAAUAAUAAUCCAGCACUUGAAAAAAAACAAAACUGUGUAAACUAAAUGCAAUUUUUGAGACAUACGGGCCAUGUAAAAAAUAAUACUAAAUUAAAAAAAUUAAAAGUUUGGUACUGUGCUUCUGUUUUUUGUUAUUUGCAUAUGGUUUAUUCCGAAUUGAGUAUAGGAUAAAUUUUAAACAUAUUUUCUGUUUUUUAAUAUAUUUUGUUUUGUAUUAUAUGUAUAUGUGUGCACACAACAUUUGUGCAUGUAUGCAGUCUUAAGAUUUACCUAAAAUUAAGUUCACAUUUUUUUAAAUACGCAUUAAUAUAUUUUCAUUAAUAAACUACAUUUUCAUAUAAAGGGUUUUAAAAGGACAAAUUUAUGAAUUUUUAUUGAUAAAAUAAAUUUUCAUAUAAAGGGUUUUAAAAUAUAUGUGUGGAUUUGUUAACAUAAGUAUGGUAAAAAAAUUUAUUUUCAAACAUAUUUUACUGUUUUCUAUAUAUCUGUUGGUGUAAAGUUUUUUAUAUGUAGAAAGUAGCUGUCGGCUUUGUUUCCUCAAACAUACAUUGUAGAUGGUGCUUCUGAUUAUAAAAUUUUUCAAAAUAGGCCAAAUUUUUCCAAGAAUAGUUUUAACACUGUAAUUACAAUUUUGCAAAUAUGAGAUUUAACUUUUUAUAUGUUAUGCUGGGUUUAAGCAAUUCAAGAAGUUCCAUAUAUCUCUAUGUGAGAUUCAUCUAAUUAAUAUAUAUAUGGGUCAGAUGUAAAUGAAAUAAUGAGUACUGCUUUACCCAGUAAGAAAUUAUUGAUCACUAAAAUGAGGAACUUGUGUUUACUCUUAAAAUUUGCUCAGAAAAUUGCUGAAUUUCGUUGGUUAUAGCAUGGAGAAAGUGCAGAAACUAAAUUUGUUUUUUAGUAUUGUAAUGAAUUUUUUAAGUAAAAAAUUAAGCAUUAUGAACAUUAUACUGGUGAAGUUUUGCGGCACAGGAAUAUUAUAAAAAGUUAGAUUUUAAUGUCUGCAAAGGCCAAACCACUUACUUUGUUAAAACUGCUCUUUGCCUUUUUAUAGAGACCUCUCUAAUAUUUACUUCUGAAAUCCAUACCUUAUAUAAAUAAUAUGUGGAAUUCAUGUAUAGAGUACAUAUGGAGUACAUAUCUUGUCUCUAAGGAAAUAAAGCCUGUAGCUACUUUUUUCAAACAAUCUGUAUAUGUGCGUGUAAUAUAUAUAUGUAUAUAUAUGAAACAAGUGUUUGCAGAAAAUAGUGAUCACAAUAUUAAUAUAUGCUCAUGAGGAGAUUGUGCACAAACUAUAGUGCUGUGAAAAUUAGUGCUGUGAAAAGUGAGAAAAUAUGCUCAGUGUAUUUGCUAUAGAAUAUUAAAUAAUUUUCUAAUCAUAACUUUAAAAUAUUUGACAGUUAAAUUUUUUGCAGUUAACUUUUGAAAUUAAUUUUAUAAUUUGACUUGUCAAUAAGAUUAUGUGCCUUGUUAAUAUUAUAUGCCAAAAAAUAUAGAUAAAAAUGUAAUUGUCUUUUUCUCAAAAACAUUAAAAUUAAUUACCAAAAUUCUACAAAAGUUAUUCAUUUACAAAAUCAGAGGAGUUAUUAAAAUUCAGUUCACUCAUAUUUUAAUUCAACAAAUUUUUCAAAAUUUAGUUCCGCCUUCCCCCCCUUUCCUUUUUGAAGGCCUAAAUAGGAGCUAAGCUUCAUGUGAAGUAAUUUAUUUUCCUGUCAGUUUUAUAAAGUGUACUACUAACUUGUGUGUUUUUGAAGAAGCAUAAAAGUAUUGAAUUUAUGAAUGGAAACUGUUUUCUUUUAUUCUGCAUAUCACUACCUUUUUCAAUCGGAGAUUCCCAUUUAGUAUGAGUAAGAUGUAAGCAUAUUAUUGAAAAUUUCUUGUAAAAUUUUGUAAAUUUCUAUAACAUAUGCUAUCAACAUUUAUAUAUCUAUAUUUACAUAAAUAAUUCUCAGAAAAAGAUUUAAAUUGGGCCAAACAUUGAUUAUACUGUAUCAUUUUGCACAACAUUUAAUUCUUUGUUUGAUAGUGUACCAUUGGAUAUAUAUGUAUUUUGUCAUUAAUGUGAAAUACUUUUAUGAAAUAUAGAUCUAUAUAUUUGUACAAAUGAUUUUGAAGCUGUGUACUUAAAUUCUUUGUAGUUCGCUGAAUGAAUAAUGAGAUUAUUUUCAGGUGAGAGAAAAUUAUAAACAUUCCUUGAAUAACUGAGAAUUAACUCACAAAUAUAGUAGUUGCAGUCUUGGAUGUUGUACUUAAUAUACACUAUUAAAGUUUAGAUAACUAGUCAGGAUAAAUGUUGCAGUGUUAUUAAGUGGCAUGUAAACAUCAGUUUAUUGUAGUACUUCGUGUGUUGGUGCUUUUUAAAUCAACAGUGAGCUGGGUGUUUCUUUCCUAUGAAUAUGUAUUAUUUUAAUGUGUGAACCUGUAUAGUUUUAGUGGUUCUCAAUAGAAGUUAUAGUUCCUGAUUUUAUUAAAGGGGGACUAGCUGUGUUUUUCUGAUUUAAUUAAUCUUUUUAAAGACUGUUUUUUAAUAUUGUAAAACAACAUUUAAUAUAGUGAAAGGAAUUGUAAGAUUAUGUAAAAGUAAAGUUAAUAUAUUUAAUUAACUUUAUGAAAUGAAUUAAAAGCUUUUUUUUUUUUUUUUUUUUUUUUUUAUUUGGGAAAAAAAAUGCAAAAAUAUUUUACUGUAGAUAUUAAUUCUUUUUUUCCACCCUUUGAAUGUUAAAUUUGUUGCUUGCUUGUUUGAGGGGAAAGGAGUCUUAUUAAUUGCAUAAAACUACUAAAUUUGUUGUAGUUGUAAAACUUUUGCUUUGUAAAAAGUGUGCAUGUAGAUUUUUUUUUUAAUACUGUAAAAAUGUAAGUUGUAUACAGCCAUUUUUAAGUUUGUAAUUUUCUACCAAAAUGAAAAAAAUUGAAUUUUGAAAAUAGUAAUUUUGUGCCAAAUAACAAAUAAACAGCAUAGUUUAUGCUAGCAAAUUUGAUAGUAUUUUGACCUCUUUUGAAUAAAAACAUGUAAAUUAUAUAAUACAUUUCUUUUCUUGAAUCUUUUUAUGUCAAAAAAUUCUAGUGGAAUCAAAUUGAAAUUAUAACUUGGCGCUUUGUAGUUUUCCUCCUUCCUUCUCAUUCUCAAGCCAUUAAGAUUUUUUUGUUAUCAUAUAUAAAAUGGAGUGUAAUAUAUGUUGAGUUAAAGUUUAAAGGAGGUGUUUUUUUUUAAUUUAAUUUUAUACCUAAUAUAAUAAUAUUGAGAACCAUCAUGUAACUAUCAAAUGUUGAUGUUUGUCUUCUGUGUUGUGAUGAUACUAGAGUUCUGGCUUUUGUAGCCAAGCAUUACUAGUAGAAAAAUGAUCUUUUUGAUCAUUAUGUUGUAUCAUUGUGUAAAUAAAAGAUGUCCUGUGAUGUAUGUUUUCAGUCAGUUAGGGAAAAUUUGAUGGAAUGCAAUGGAUAUAAAAUACACUUGUCAGAAUUUCAAACUGGGCAGAAGUGAUAAAUUUAGUACUAGCCAGUUGCGGCAUAAUGAUCAAAAAGAUUUUUUAUAUACUGUAUACUUUUUCUGUUUAUUUGUGUUUCAUAUUUUAGAUGAUGUUUCCCUCCUUGUUGUAAUCAAAAAAUGGUUCUUUAAUUAUUUUUUAAAUGUUCCUACUCUUUGAUAUUGUAUGCCGUUAUGGUAAAUGUAACUUGAAAAUUCAGUGUUAUAAUAUUAAUUUUCUGGAUUGCCUUCCUUUUACAAGUUGCCAACUCUUUUUCUGUUUUAUUAAUGAAAUGAAAUUCUAUGCUUAUGUUGAACAUGCCUUCUUAUUGCUCAUGAAUGGUGCCUCAUUUGUGUUAUGAAGAGUAAAUUAAUUGCACAUUAUGAUAAUGAUAAUCAUUUUAUACAAAUAAAAUUUAUUCUUUCAUAUUUAUAUAAAUAUACAUUUCAUAACAGUGUUUGAAAUAAAAGAAUUUGCUAAAAACAAACUAAAUUCACAUCAUAGGUACUGUGCAUUUUAUACCCAAUAAGUCUUAAAAAUAAAUUAUCUCUAUCCCAUACCGUCCGUAUAUUAUACGCCUUCACAGAUUUUGUUUUAAGCUUGCCUGAUAUGAAAUUUCUUACUUUUAUGAAGCAGAAAAUAUGUCUUGCUUAUUAUUUAUUAACAUAUAUAUUGUUGAAAAGGGUUGGCAACUAAUUGUGCUUGUAAAAAUAUCAUUUAUAUUUACUUGUGACUAUGGGACCACAUUUAUAUCAACUGAAGCUCCAGUAAAAUUAUAUUAUGCAGAAAAAUACAGCAAAAUGAUGAAUGUUUAAAAUCUUUAGAAGGAAAUAUAGGUAUGUGGACAGCACUGAUUUAUUCUUAAAAUUAUGUAAUGUUUUAUUCUUCAGAGCAGUUUAUCUAACAUUUCAGAUUUUAGAUUUUUCACAUUUCACAUAGUUUCGUCUUUGUAAAGUAAAAUAAAAAUAAAUAGGCUUGAUUAACACAAAACAAACUCUUUUUUGCACAGUUUAGUCUAAAAAUUCUUAACACUACAGUAAUAUUUUAAACUAUUAAUUUAGAAAUCAGAUGCAGAUAUUUUAAUUGUAUUUUGCACCUAUUUUGAAUAUAAUACUCGUGGAAGAAAAGUUUGAAAUAAGUGGAGCGAAGCAAAGGUUGACAUACAUAAUAAUUCAAAUAAUAACAGUUUCCUUGUAUUAAUCAUUCAUAUAACUUUGGGACAUAUUUCUCUAAUAUUGUACUGGAAACGCUUUGUAUAUUACAUUUGACAUAAAUUUUUCUUAGAAGUAAUUUUUGAUAAAAAAAAAAAAAAAGGUUCUGGUUCAAUAUCAGUUUUAACAUAAAACAUGCUUUUAAAUAUCUCAAUUUUUAAUAUAAUAUUGUAAUUGGGAAAAAAUUUAUAACAUUUUUUACUAAAUUAUAUAUUUUUAUCAUUUGUAAAUAUCUAAAUUUUGUAACAUAUAUAGCAUAUCUGCACCUAAAUUCUGGAAGCUGUCGAGAGAGAGAGAAAUUUGAGAGGUUAAAAACUGCUUACUUCGUUACAAAACAAUAAGUUUCUCAAAUAUGCCUUACUUUGGCUGCAUUGCAAUGGUUUGUUGGUAAGUCGCUGCAAGCUGAAGCCAUACAUUUCUAUGCCCCCCCCCUUUUUUUUUUUUUUUUUUUUUUUUUUUUUUUUUUUAUUUUAUGAACUGUUUAUGCAUUUUCUCAACCCCAUGCACUCUUCUCUUUUAAAAUUAUUUUAUAAAAAUUUUCUUCUUAGAAUUUUUAUUUAUUUAUACUUUUAUGUUAACUAACAAUGAAUGGGGGUACUUUGCUUCUUUAUAUACAUAAUACCUAUUUUUAACAUUUAAUCUCUUAACAUGACAUUUUACGUUUGCCUGUUUUAUAUGUAAACUAAUGUUAACUUCAUUCUCAAUUCAACAUAAAACCAGAUUAUCAACUGUAAAAUUAUUUUAUUUUGAACCUUUUUAUUAUCAAAUUUGUGAUUUGAAAAAUAUUUUUAAAUUUUAUUAAAAUAUGAACAGAGAUUGUUAGCAUGUAAAAUGUCAUGUGCUAAACAUUUACAUAUCAGUAUGUUAUAUGUGAAGUAAAAUAUUCCCCAAUUACUUGGGGCUAAUUUUAUUUAUUAUUUCUCUCAUAUUAUUUUUAAAUACCAUGUGUGUCUUUUAUAGAAUUGCUGUCUAAUUCCAGUGGAAGAGCAUAUUUCUAGUGAUUAAUUUUUUUAAGAAAAAUAAUUUUAAUCAGUUCAUCUGCAUUAUAAGUGGAACCGUACUCUUCUUUAUUAUAAAGCUAAUUAAGUGUUUAAAAUUGUUCCAAAAUUGAAAUAUUUCUGCAAAAAACAGAAAAAUAAUUUUCAUUUUGAAAUAUUUUUCUGUAUUUCCUUUAUAUCUCUGUGUACAUUUUUAUUUAUCUUUAAAAUAUUGCUCAGUUUUAAAUCUGAAUAUGAUUCAGAAGCAUAAAUUUGGCAUGGGGUUUAAAAAUUCUUUUAAUGAAUCCUGUUUUCUGAGGUUUCAUAAACAGAGCAUUUGCUAUGAUUGAACCAAAGAACUUUUUAUCUUCAAACUAUAUUUCUAUUGAAUUCUAUUUUAUGAACAGAUUGUAAAUCUAUCAUUAAUGAUCCGUGCUAAACUGUGCCAAUAUUUUUCUUACUCUUUGUCAUACCUGAAGCACAUUUUUCUGCAAUUUUGAAAUAUUUGUAAAUAAGUUGAUAUGAAGAAUUUAUUUUCCUCAUGUUUUGGAGACCCGGUGACAUGCAUCAGCAACAAACGUGUGGGGUCCCAUUUUUAAUGUUUGUAAUAUAUUGUAAUACAUUUCACUGAAAUUCAGUAUGAAUUGUAAUGAAUGUGAAAUUCAACUCUUUUUAAAUGAAAAGCAAAUUAUGAUAUUUUGUAUGUUUUUAAUUUCAUACAAGUCUACAAUUAUUGUGCUUGUAUCAAGUGUAAUGCCUUGUAAAUCUGUCUGUAUGCUGCCUUUGUGUAUAUGUUUGUUGCUGGGAUUGAAUAAGUGUUAUAAAAAUGCAUGUCUUAUAUAAGCUACGUGAAUAAACAAUACUGUGAUAGCACAA
Messenger RNA from Stegodyphus dumicola, 9356 nucleotides. RefSeq names its product synaptosomal-associated protein 25-like. NCBI's taxonomy places the organism in Eukaryota, Metazoa, Arthropoda, Arachnida, Araneae, Eresidae. The record is from RefSeq and is a predicted model, not a curated record. Gene Ontology annotation, cellular component: SNARE complex; plasma membrane. Gene Ontology annotation, biological process: synaptic vesicle fusion to presynaptic active zone membrane; synaptic vesicle priming; exocytosis. Gene Ontology annotation, molecular function: SNAP receptor activity; syntaxin binding.